AUGACCUUUGGAAGCUUUGAUGUUCUUUGCAACAACACCAUGCUCCCGCUAUGUUCUGUAGUGGGUUCGCUUAACGGAUCGACAGUUUUUGAAAAGGGUAUAAUACCUGAGUGUUACCCUCGUCCUGUGGAGUUGGCCAAUACCAUGAUCUUCAACUUGGGCGCCGCCUUUAUCCACUUUGGUGCCCUUAUUGUGGUACUCAUCAUUAUUUUUAAUGUCAGGAACAAGUACACAGCUAUUGGAAGAUCAGAACUUCUUCAUUUCUUCUACUUAUACUUGGCUUUGACCAUCAGUUCGCUUGUGGUGGACUGUGGAGUCACCCCUCCAGGCUCUGGCAGUUACCCAUGGUUUGUGGCUCUUCAAUUAGGUCUUGUUAGUGCCUUGUGUAUUUCGUUGCUUUAUAAUGGCUUUGUUUGUUUCCAGUUUUGGGAAGAUGGCCUGACUAGAUCUAUGUGGAUCUUGCGAGGCUUGAGUGUUGCAUGGUUUGUGGUUAACUUUGUUAUUGCCAUGGCCACGUUCAAUGGUUGGGGCUCUGCAUUAGACGACCAGUCAACCACGGCGCUUUUUGUCGUUUCCUACGUGAUUAACGCUGUCAUCUUGGCUGUGUAUGUCGUUUCCCAGCUCGUGCUUGUGUUCUUUGCUCUCGACUCAUGGUGGCACUUGGGUGCCAUUCUGUUGUUUUGCUUCUUCUUCGUGGCUGGUCAGGUUCUCAUGUACGUUUUCAACAAGCAGAUUUGCCUGGGUACGAAACAUUACGUUGACGGUGUGUUCUUUGCGACUGCUUGCAACUUAUUUGCUGUCAUGAUGAUCUACAAGUUCUGGGAUAUGAUUACUGUGGAUGACCUCGAAUUCUCUGUGGCUAAUGUCGAACAAGGAGUCACUGCUUUCGGGGAACAGGAGAAGCGCUACAGUACGCUUUUCUAA
Molecule: messenger RNA, 924 nt
Organism: Candidozyma haemuli
Lineage: Eukaryota; Fungi; Ascomycota; Pichiomycetes; Serinales; Metschnikowiaceae
Gene: CHS7
Product: Chs7p
Exons: 1
Coding region: 1-924 (307 amino acids)
Biological process (GO): protein folding
Cellular component (GO): endoplasmic reticulum membrane
Source: RefSeq, a predicted model, not a curated record